AUGAAGGAAGGAAUAAUUAUUUUAGGCGGUGCUUUCAAUCCAGUACAUACACAACAUAUAGCUUUGCUUUGUCUUGUUAAACAAGAACUUGAAGUUAAUGGUCAAUGGAAUAUUUUAGGUGGUUAUUUAGCUGUUGCACCUGAUGGUUAUGUUCGUCAUAAAUUACAUUCACGAAAUGAACGUACAAUUAAAUUAAAACAUCGUUUAGCACUUAUUCAUGAAGCAAUUAAAGAUAUACCAUGGUUAAUAAAUAGUCCAUUUCAAGAAGAAAUGUUAAAACAACAUGAUGGUUCAGCAUUUGCACUUAGUCAACGUUUAAAACGUUUAUUAAAAAAUGAUAAUAUUCAAAUUAUCAUUCUUACCGGUGGUGAUCGAAUGAUAAGCAAUGGUAUUCCAAUUUGGCGAAGAUCAUUUCCGAAUAGACUACCUGUUAUUCGUGUUGGUGUUGAACGAAUUAUGAACGAUAAUAAUAAUAAAUUAUUUGAAUAUUGGCAACAAGAUCUUAAUAAAAAUCUUAUUCUUAAUCCAGAAGAAUUUAUUCUAUUAAAUCUACCUAUUCAAUCUGUUAGUUCAUCAAUUGUUCGUAUUUAUCUUAAUCAAUGGUUUAAUGCAAAAGAAGAUUCAAAAAAACAAUUCGAUAUAGAGAAUGAUUUAAUAAAUAUAAAUUCUUUUCUUCAUUCAUCUGUGAUGAAUUAUAUAAAAAACAAUCAAGAUGAUUUAUACAUUUGA
Messenger RNA from Rotaria sordida, 729 nucleotides. The record is from the annotation of a GenBank genome assembly. NCBI's taxonomy places the organism in Eukaryota, Metazoa, Rotifera, Eurotatoria, Philodinida, Philodinidae.